Messenger RNA from Notechis scutatus (mainland tiger snake), 2033 nucleotides. RefSeq names its product enolase 1 (gene ENO1). Lineage: Eukaryota; Metazoa; Chordata; Lepidosauria; Squamata; Elapidae. Gene Ontology annotation, molecular function: magnesium ion binding; phosphopyruvate hydratase activity. Gene Ontology annotation, biological process: glycolytic process. Gene Ontology annotation, cellular component: phosphopyruvate hydratase complex. The record is from RefSeq and is a predicted model, not a curated record.
AUGAACCGGGCUAUAGUUUAGUGCGCGCCGGCCGCAUCUUCUUUAGUUGCCCGGGCUGCGCGAGGCGAGCAACGUUGGAGUGAUUAGAUUUUCUUCAAUUUUAAUUACAAAAAAAAAAAAAACAAAAAAAAAACCAACCCCCCACAAAAAACUAUUAUUGCAAUUUAUUUCCUUAGGUGCUGCUCAGCGUGAGAAAGCUUUAGCGUAAGACCAACACCAUGUCCAUCCUCAAGAUCCACGCCCGUGAAAUCUUCGACUCCCGUGGGAAUCCCACCGUUGAAGUAGACGUCUUCACCAACAGAGGUCUCUUCCGUGCUGCCGUUCCCAGCGGAGCGUCAACUGGUAUCUACGAAGCCCUGGAACUCCGUGACAAUGACAAGACUCGCUUCCUGGGGAAAGGUGUCUCAAAGGCUGUUGAGCAUGUGAAUAAAACUAUCGCGCCCGCCCUGGUUAACAAGAAUAUAAGCGUGGUGGAACAGGAAAAGAUUGACAAGUUGAUGAUUGACAUGGAUGGAUCUGAGAACAAGUCUAAAUUUGGUGCGAACGCAAUCCUGGGUGUCUCCCUGGCGGUGUGCAAGGCUGGCGCGGCGGAGAAGGAGAUACCUCUGUAUCGCCACAUUGCCAAUUUGGCCGGGAACAAAGAAGUUAUUUUGCCGGUGCCUGCUUUCAACGUGAUCAACGGCGGUUCUCAUGCUGGGAACAAGCUGGCCAUGCAGGAGUUUAUGAUCCUUCCUGUCGGGGCAGAGAGCUUCAAGGAAGCCAUGCGGAUCGGGGCGGAAGUGUAUCACAACCUGAAGAACGUCAUCAAGGAGAAGUAUGGCAAGGAUGCCACCAACGUGGGGGAUGAAGGAGGCUUUGCCCCCAACAUCCUGGAGAACAAGGAAGCUCUGGAGCUGCUGAAGAAUGCCAUUAGCAAGGCUGGCUACACGGAUAAGAUUGUCAUCGGAAUGGACGUGGCGGCGUCUGAAUUUUAUCGUGAUGGGAAAUAUGACCUGGACUUCAAAUCCCCAGAUGAUCCUAGCCGAUACAUCUCUCCCGAUCAGCUGGCUGACCUGUACAAGAGCUUUGUCAAAAACUACCCAGUGGUUUCCAUCGAAGAUCCCUUCGACCAGGACGAUUGGCCAGCCUGGAAGAAGUUCACGGCCGAGGCCGGGAUCCAGGUGGUGGGUGACGACCUGACAGUGACCAACCCUAAGCGCAUCAGCAAAGCCGUGCAGGAGAAGUCAUGCAAUUGUCUUCUUCUCAAAGUGAACCAGAUCGGCUCCGUCACCGAGUCGCUGCAGGCCUGCAAAAUGGCCCAGUCCAACGGAUGGGGGGUGAUGGUGAGCCAUCGCUCUGGGGAGACGGAAGACACCUUCAUUGCUGACUUGGUGGUUGGUCUCUGCACUGGACAGAUUAAGACUGGUGCUCCUUGCCGAUCCGAACGCCUAGCUAAAUACAACCAAAUUCUAAGAAUUGAAGAGGAACUGGGGAGCAAGGCCCGUUUUGCCGGGCGGAAUUUCAGGAACCCCCGAGUCAACUAAAAGAAAACUCAGGCUGUCCCAGGACGAAGCUCAUUAGAGGAUUUACAUUUAGCCCCCUCUCUCCCCUUAGUGCCUGCGUCGUAGAAAAGGAAAGGGCAGCUGAUGGCAACGGUUCCAUGUUUGCAAUCCUGUAAUUCUCCCCCCCCCCCAAAAUGCCUCCCUUCUCUCCAGCUGUUGCUUUCAAGAAACAUGGGGGGGCUUGGGGAGGGGGGCUUAAGGAAGGACAGUUCGCUCGUCUUCUCAUCGCUGGGACCUGGGAGUGCAGCCCUCUCCUCUAUAGUGUACACCAUUUUUUUUUCCUGCCUUUGCUUGAGAUGCUGAAUCUGUUUUUUUUCCCCCUCACUUUGCUGCUUCCCUCCUAUCCUUGAAUCCUAAUCCCUUCUCCCCUUUAGUGUAUGGAAAAGAUUUGCAAGCCAUCUGAGCUACCUGUUCUCAUACACACACACACACACAUACACCCAUCCCAGAAAUUCUCUUGAGUCAGCAAAUUAAAAAAAACACAGAAACGCU